CAAUGUACUAUGAUCACGUGAUCUUUAUCAAACAAACAAAAAAAGAAAAAAACUAAUAACAAAUCGUCCUUGGCGUAUCCUUCCUCUUCUGCUACAGUGGUGUGAUUUUCACGUGCAGCUUAGCAUUAUUCAAGUAUUUUUAUUUAUAAAUAAAUUACAAUUAUUUAUUUAUAAUCAUGGCCAAGGAUCCAAUUCGUGUGUUGGUUACUGGAGCUGCUGGACAGAUUGCCUAUUCACUCCUGUACUCUGUGUCCAAAGGAGAUGUUUUUGGCCUUGAUCAGCCUAUUUCCUUGCACCUGCUUGAUAUUGCUCCAAUGAUGGGUGUAUUGGAGGGUGUUGUUAUGGAAUUAAAUGAUUGCGCUUUCCCAUUGCUAAGAGAAAUCAUUGCUACAGCAGAUGAGAAGACAGCAUUCACCGACAUAGAUUCAGCUUUUCUGGUUGGGGCCAUGCCACGACGUGAAGGAAUGGAGCGUAAAGAUCUGUUAGCUGCAAAUGUAAAAAUUUUUAAAAGCCAAGGAAAAGCAUUGGAUCAAUUUGCCAAGAAAGAUGUAAAGGUCCUAGUUGUUGGAAAUCCUGCUAAUACAAAUGCUUUAAUCUGUAGCAAAUAUGCCCCAUCCAUACCAAAAGAAAAUUUUACAGCCAUGACAAGAUUGGAUCAAAAUAGAGCUACUUCUCAAAUUGCUAACUUGCUCAAAGUCAAUAUUAGCAAUGUCUCCAAUGUGAUUAUUUGGGGUAAUCAUUCUUCAACUCAAUAUCCUGAUGUGUCUAAUGCUGUUGUUAAUGUUAAUGGGUCAGUCACUGGUGUCCCAGAUGCUGUUAAAGAUGAUGCCUUCUUGCAAGGAAACUUCAUCUCUACUGUUCAAAAGAGAGGAGCUGCAGUGAUCGCUGCAAGAAAAUUAUCAAGUGCCAUGUCUGCUGCUAAAGCUGCUUGUGAUCACAUGAGGGAUUGGUUCUGUGGUACUCCUCAGGGUAAAUAUGUUUCGAUGGGUGUCAUUUCUGACGGUUCUUAUGGUACACCACCUGGUGUAAUUUACAGCUUUCCGGUCACAAUUGCCAACCGCCAAUGGCAAAUAGUCCAGGGACUCCAGAUCACCGAGUUUUCUCAAUCCAAAAUGAAACUCACUGGAGACGAACUCCUUCAAGAACGUGAGGAAGCCCUGUCUGUCUGCCAAGAUUGACUUGUUGCCCAACCUACAGCUCGCCUAUAAGGGAACCUUUUUUAGUAUGUCUCCUCUCUUUGCACAGCAGCUGAGCAAAUUGGACACAAUCCUUCCAAUAUUUGCAUAUAUUUUAUCAUGAAGUUAUUAAUCUGCUUCAGAUCAUUGGACGUUAGUUAUUUACUAAAAAAUUUAAAUUGUAACAGGCUGUAGGUUGGUAGUUUUAAGUUUUUAUAUGUCUUGUUCUUUUUUAAAUUUAAUCAUUAAGUUUUGUUUAGAAAUCUCCUUUAAGUUUAAAAUAUUCAAAUGUUGCAUCUUUAAAUUUUAAAGACAAGUGUUAAUAAAUUUUAGGAAAUCUAUAUUGGACAUAUUGAGAGCAGUAGUAAUUUACAAAUGACAUAUGCAUCACAUAUUGAAUUUAAACUACUGCUGAUUAUUUUUAAUAUUUAUCUUUUUGUUUGGAAUACUGCUGUGUCAGCAAGUAGAUCCUGUUGUAGGGCACCCUUUAUUGAGGUUUGUAAUCAAUUGAACAUUUUGUAGAAAAUAAAAUUUCUCAUAGUUUUUUACUAAA
Parasteatoda tepidariorum (common house spider) is the source of this 1728-nucleotide messenger RNA. It is a transcript of the gene Mdh1, whose product is annotated as malate dehydrogenase 1. Gene Ontology annotation, biological process: malate metabolic process. The record is from RefSeq and is a predicted model, not a curated record. Gene Ontology annotation, molecular function: L-malate dehydrogenase (NAD+) activity. Lineage: Eukaryota; Metazoa; Arthropoda; Arachnida; Araneae; Theridiidae.